CGUGGGUCCGCCUGACGUCACCGGCGCGCGCCGUCGUCACCGCAAGAUGGCGGCGCCCGGGUGGGGGUGAUCCGAACAAGGGAGGGAGCUUUCAGCCCUGAGAGUCCCUGCAUUUGAAAAGCUCCGGAAGGGCUGCAGAGAUCCUUCGACCGUCACCAUGUGGAACCAACCGGUUCUGGUGGAAUCGCUGGUGGUGUUUGCCAUCGUGCUUUGCGUGCACAGCGUGGUCUGGGACCGCUUCUCGUGGUCCGCCCUCGUCCUCGCCGUCCAAGCCUUCUACAUCCAGUUUAAGUGGGACCACCUCCUUCGCCUGGGUGGGGCUGUGUUCCAGUUCAGGACCACGGCCAACAGCGGCCUCCUCCCCUCCUGCAUGGUUAUCCCUCUGCUGGGCAUCGUGAUGAAGGAAAGGUGCCAAGUGGCUGGCAUUGUCUACUUCGAGCGCCUGGGCAUUGUCGUGGCCUGCACCGGCAUGAUGAUCGCCCUCUUCCUGUCGGUGAUCGCUUUGGGAAUUACUAAGCCGGUGCCAACGAACACCUGCGUGCUGACCGGGAUUGCCGGGACGCUGAUCAUCUACACCAUGAAGCAUUCCUUAACCAUCUCCGAAGUGAUCGAAGUGCUGGAGGUGUUGCUCAUUUUCGUCUACCUCAGCAUGAUCCUGCUGUACCUGUUGCCUCGGUGCUUCACCCCCGGGGAGGCCCUGCUGAUCCUCACCGGCCUGAGUUUCGUCCUCAACCAGCUCAUCAAGCGCUCUCUGAAUGUCAGCGAGAACCGAGGGAGCCCCGUGGACUUCUUCCUCCUAGUCGUGGUGGUGGGAGUGGUCCUGCUGGGCCUCUCCUUCGCCGUGCUGUUCUUCUUCAUGGAUUCCGCCACCUGGACCUCCUCCAUGUUUUUCCACAUGAUGACCGCCGUCCUGAGCCUCGGCGUGGUCAUGCCUUGGCUCUACCGCCUGAUCCGCAGGAAUCCCUUGACGUGGCUCUUCCAGUUGCUCUCCCAAACCCAGGUCAGAAUUCACCUGCUCUCCUACUGGACCCUCCUGGCUUCUCUGGCCUGCGCCAUCGUCCUCUAUCAAAACGUCAAGCGGUCCUCCGGCUCUAAAAAGCACCAAGCUUCAACCGUCACCCGGAAGUACUUCCAUUUCAUCGUGGUGGCCACUUACGUCCCUGGGCUGAUCUACGACCGGCAACUGUUGUAUGUGGCGGCCGUCAUCUGCCUGGCCGUCUUCAUUCUUCUUGAGUACAUCCGCUACUUCACCAUCAAGCCCUUCGGACAGACGCUGCGGCAGCUGCUCUCGCUGUUCUUGGACGAGCGGGACAGCGGGCCUUUGAUCUUGACUCACAUCUACCUUCUGCUCGGGAUGUCCUUCCCGGUGUGGCUGGUGCCGAGGCCGUGCGCCCCCAAAGGUGCCCUGACGGGGGCAGGAGCCCUGGCUCCAUACUCCGGGGUUCUGGCUGUAGGCGUGGGGGACUCGGUGGCGUCCAUCUUCGGCAGCACGAUGGGGGAAGUCAAAUGGCCCGGAACCAAGAAAACCUUUGAAGGAACCAUGUCGUCCAUAUUUGCCCAAAUCAUUGCGGUUGCCCUGAUUGUGAUUUUUGACAGUUCUGUGGACUUGAACGCCAGCUACUCCUGGAUCUUGGUCUCCAUUACCCUGGUGUCGUUUUUAGAAGCUUACACCACCCAGGUGGACAAUUUACUCUUGCCGCUCUACCUCCACAUCCUGUUCAUGCUUUAGCUACCCUUGAAGGGGAUAAAACUUCUCCCCCAGAGCGUAAUCAGAUACACCCGUACUGUCUUUCCUUGGUGUCUUUGGCCCAGGGUGGCAAAAGGCGACACCUCAGCCCGUCCCUGUAAGUGAUUGCACGUUGAUUAUUUAAAGCUGAAAUGUAAUCAG
Messenger RNA from Thamnophis sirtalis, 1888 nucleotides. RefSeq names its product dolichol kinase (gene DOLK). The record is from RefSeq and is a predicted model, not a curated record. Gene Ontology annotation, biological process: dolichyl monophosphate biosynthetic process. Gene Ontology annotation, cellular component: endoplasmic reticulum membrane. Lineage: Eukaryota; Metazoa; Chordata; Lepidosauria; Squamata; Natricidae. Gene Ontology annotation, molecular function: dolichol kinase activity.